Messenger RNA from Penicillium chermesinum, 618 nucleotides. Its product is annotated as GNAT family N-acetyltransferase. The record is from RefSeq and is a predicted model, not a curated record. Gene Ontology annotation, molecular function: acyltransferase activity, transferring groups other than amino-acyl groups. Lineage: Eukaryota; Fungi; Ascomycota; Eurotiomycetes; Eurotiales; Aspergillaceae. The coding region runs from base 1 to 618 and encodes 205 amino acids. The transcript has a single exon.
AUGGCUUGGGGUCCAUUCCACUCCGAGCGUCUUGUCUACAGCAGCUACAGCCCAAAUGAACACGACGAAUUUUUCACUACCAGCCAAAGCGACCCAAACACCUUGAUAAACUCCUCGCCAUGCCUGCCAAGACCGGCAGACGCGAAGUAUCUUGAUAGUUUUCUGAAGCAACUUCUGGAGACUUCCAUCUUGUUCGUGGUAAUUCACAUAUGGCACGAGACAAGAGGUAGGGGCGAACCCAUCGGCAUGCUCUUCCUGACAGCUGCGAGUCCGGAGAUGACCCAUCAUCGAUUCUCAGAAUUGGGCAUUGAUAUUACAGCGGAAUAUCGGAGCCAAGGCUAUGGCAGGGAGGCAAUCCAGUGGGCCCUUGACUGGGGGUUUGCGACCGCUGGUCUUAACCGAGUUGAACUUAAUCUUCUGGGGUGGAAUCUCCGGCCAAUGAACCUGUAUGAGCGGAUAGGGUUCCGAGAAGAGGGUAGGAGACGACAGGUUUUCUUUAAGGAUGACCAGUGGUGGGAUGAAGUGCAUAUGGGGAUCUUGAAGCCCGAAUGGGAGAGUAAGCGUUUGGCAUCUACCCUGAUGGACCAGGAGCCAUCCCAGAUGGCUUACUCCCAGUGA